UCUGCAAAAGUGUUCUCACGAUCAGCCUUGUGCCGCGCGCUGCAAGGUGGACCCGAACGUGAAACGAAUAAAGGAUGCUAAAUAUGUUACCGGAUUUCAGAGAAGAUAUUUGAAUUCGUUAAGAGUGCAGUGAAAACCGAUAUUGUGGUGCGGCAUCGCGUGUCUCUGACGCAACAUUACUUAGGCAAGGUAGACAUAUGGGCGCAUCGGUCGAACGCCUGCACUAUUACCGUUGUUGUCAACUCUGACGGAAAACGUGGGGAUUGCAGAUUUUUCUGAGAAAGAGAAAAUUUAUCGUACAUAAUACUUCGAUAAGUACACGUGGCGUGAAACAGUGAUGAUAACGGUGAACGGAUAGACGAUUUGAAAUGCGUUCUACGAUGCCGUGCAAGAACUGGGUGCUCGUCCUUCUAGGGGUUUCGCUCGCUGCCGCAGCUUCGACGACACGGGGAACAUGGAUAAACGUAGGCUUGCAGGGGAUUCGCCAGUUAGAGGCCAUGAGAACGACGGAGGUGUACGAAGUGGGAGCUUCGCCGCUUUGUGCGAACUUGAACGGUCUCUCCCCAGGCCAGGGGAGGCUUUGCCAGCUCUACCAGGAUCACAUGGCCGGCGUGGCACGAGGCGCGAGGGCCGGAAUCUCCGAGUGUCAGCACCAAUUCCGUGACAGAAGAUGGAACUGCUCGACAGUCGAGGAUGGGACGGUCUUCGGUCCGGUACUCGGAAUCGCCAGCAGAGAAACGGCCUUCGUCCACGCUAUGGCCGCCGCUGGUGUCGUAUACUCCGUCAGCCGUGCCUGCAGGGAUGGCCAGCUGUCGUCCUGCGGAUGCUCGAGGAGCGGACGCCCGAGGGAUCUUAAUCGAGAGUGGAUCUGGGGCGGCUGUGGCGACAAUCUCGAGUACGGCUACAAGUUCACUCAAGGCUUUGUCGACGUUCGGGAACGCGAACGAAGCUACAAAAGGGGCAGCCGAGAACAGGGCAGAAGUCUUAUGAACCUUCACAACAACGAGGCUGGCCGCAGGGCAGUUGUGAAGAAAUCGAAGGUAACCUGCAAGUGCCACGGUGUCUCUGGAAGCUGCAGCCUCAUCACGUGUUGGCAGCAGCUCGCCUCCUUCAGGGAAGUUGGUGAUUACCUGCUCGACAAGUACGACGGGGCAACCGAAGUUCGAGUAAACAGAAGAGGACGUCUCUCGAUCCGAGACCCACGCUUCACCCUCCCGACUGCCAACGACCUGGUUUACCUCGAAGAUUCGCCAAACUAUUGUCUCAGAAAUCUGACCAUGGGAUCCCUAGGCACCCAGGGGCGAGUGUGCAACCGAACGUCAGCCGGUAUGGACGGAUGUAAUCUUCUGUGCUGCGGAAGGGGUUAUAACACUCAAAAGACGAUAGUGAAGGAAAGGUGCGAGUGCAAGUUUCACUGGUGUUGUUUUGUCGAGUGUAAGACAUGCGUCAAGAGCGUCGACGUGCACACGUGCAAGUAGCUGCCUCGGUGCCGUUAUUACGAGCAGGGUGUCAUUUUCUCGAUGCAUCCGCCAGAGAAGAUUAAGCAACGUAAUUUAUACAAUGACGCAAAAUGUUUUAAAUCAGUUAUGCAGCAUACUUACUGUCUUGUUUUUGUUUCAUUGAACUCACUGCGUUUAAAUAUACGCGAGAUGUAUCUUCUUGUAAAAGUAUGAUAUUACACUAUUUAUUGUAUUCUUGCCAAGUAGUACGAGGUACAUUAUACAUCGUACGUGGUGCACAGGAAAAAAGAUGGCGUACGGUGACUAAGAAAUCUCAGCACAGUAUUUAAUUAAUCUAGCAUUAAAUGGAUAUUUCCAAUUUCUCUGUAGAGUUAUUAUUAACUAUACAUACCACAACGUUUCUCAAUCAAAGUAUAUCACUGAACGGGUGGAGUUGAUCGAUUAUUCAAAU
Molecule: messenger RNA, 1911 nt
Organism: Diprion similis
Lineage: Eukaryota; Metazoa; Arthropoda; Insecta; Hymenoptera; Diprionidae
Product: protein Wnt-5b-like
Exons: 8
Coding region: 369-1478 (369 amino acids)
Biological process (GO): neuron differentiation; canonical Wnt signaling pathway; cell fate commitment
Cellular component (GO): extracellular region
Molecular function (GO): frizzled binding; cytokine activity
Source: RefSeq, a predicted model, not a curated record